UAGACCAAUGGGAGCAAUUUAGCAGUUAUCAACUCUUUUAAAGAUGACACCUAACCGGCGCUGUGGUUGGCUGAUACUUAUCAACAACAAAUUUGCUUGAUAAUGACACAAUUAUCUUGUGCCCUAUUAGGCUGGGUCUAAUAUUCGAGUGGUGAAAUGACUAGUCGCAGCAGGCGAACGGCACUCGAGUGGAAUAAAGCCAAAGGCACCUUAUGACAUUGCCAUUCUGUAACCAGCUAGCGUUUGGGAAACCGCUCUCUAAAAUCUAACAUCUUUAGGCUUUGGAGGUAUUUUGCGCAAUUACUGGACAUUAAAAUGGAGGCUGGACAGAUUAAGCCUUCAACAUCUGUACCUUUUUCGUCUUCUCGGACCGCUUCCUUCAGCGUUGARGCUCUUAUAUCAAAACCGGACCAAAAAAACUCUAGUGUCAGCGACACUACACCAGCACAUCCAAGUAAUUUUUCAAUGGACAUGAUUUUGAAUASGCCAUCAUCAAAUGAAGAGGAUCUUGAAACCAAGUCAGAACAAUCAUCUCAAGACAGGAGGGACUCCAAAGAAUCUGAAGAAACAUCGACGGACUUUCCCUGGAUGCACUCAACGAGAUAUGACCCACCACCACGAAUCAGGUCACGGCUUAGUCCUUCUAAAUGCCAACUGAGGAAACACAAAGCAAACCGAAAACCAAGGACACCGUUCACAACAUCGCAACUACUCGCGCUGGAGAGGAAGUUUCGCCAAAAACAGUACCUGUCCAUUGCCGAAAGAGCUGAAUUUUCAGCAUCGUUAAACCUCACAGAAACACAAGUUAAAAUAUGGUUUCAAAAUCGAAGAGCAAAAGCAAAGAGGCUUCAUGAAGCAGAACUUGAGAAACUAAAACUCGCAGCGAAGCCAUACAUUCCUAGUGGGUUCUCGUCUACAAUGGGGAAUGUCUCGAUGUGCUGUGAUUCAUCUUGCAAUGGAACUUAUUCUUUACAGCCGUAUUCACAUCUUUCUUUACCUUCAUCGAACUACAGUCCGUCAAUGGGUCUAUUAUAUCGUUCACCUUAUGGAAUUCCACCAGGCUAUAGUGGUUUUAUGCAUCACUAACGCUCUUCGUUCAACAAUUGUUAAAAAGAGACGACAAAAACAAUGGAGAACUUUAUUUAAAUAUUGAAUUCCAUCCAUCUAUUAUAAAAUGGAAAGACACAGAGUAUAUGAAUGUCCUUAAAAAGGAAAGUAUUGUAACAUAUUUGUAUAUAAUUCUUGCACAACAUCGACUAUCUUUUAUCUGUUUUAUAUUGUGUUUUGGUAGUUUUUUUAUUCGUUUGCAAGACACGUACGGUUAAUCUAACAAUUAGAUUACCAUAGUUUUCGUAUGAAUAUAUGUUUAUUGUUCAUAGAUUUAUAGAGCUUAUUAAGAUAUAUUAUAUAUUUUGCUAGAGAGCACUUUAAUCAAUUAUUUCUUUGGCAAUGAAUUGGUGACAGAUUAUUUAAAUCCAUAACUAAGGACUGUUGAAUCACAAUAAAUUAAUACUUUGUUAAA
Molecule: messenger RNA, 1522 nt
Organism: Exaiptasia diaphana
Lineage: Eukaryota; Metazoa; Cnidaria; Anthozoa; Actiniaria; Aiptasiidae
Product: homeobox protein MSX-2
Exons: 2
Coding region: 316-1086 (256 amino acids)
Biological process (GO): embryonic morphogenesis; regulation of transcription by RNA polymerase II
Cellular component (GO): nucleus
Molecular function (GO): DNA-binding transcription factor activity, RNA polymerase II-specific; RNA polymerase II transcription regulatory region sequence-specific DNA binding
Source: RefSeq, a predicted model, not a curated record